AUGACGUUGUUCAACGGAGAACUGCCUUUCUACCCCCGACCCCAUUUUGCCGCCGGCAUCAGCGUUCCCCUGUUAGUGGUCAUCGUAGUAUUCUUGGCUUUGGCAGCCAGUUUCCUACUCAUUCUUCCCGGAAUCCGCGGUCACUCGCGCUGGUUCUGGUGUGUUCGAAUUCUCAUCAGUCUGUUCAUAGGUGCAGAGAUUGUAGCGGUGAACUUCAGCGGAGAAUGGUAUGUGGGCCGAGUAAGAGCUAACACUUCCUACAAGGCUUUCACCUCUGCCCAAGUCCAUGCAGAUAUCGGACUGCAAGUCGGAUUGGAAGGAGUCAACAUCACACUCAGAGGAGUCCCAGUGUACCAACUGAACGAGACCAUCAACUACAACGAGAAGUUCAGCUGGCGAUUUGGAGACAAGUACUCGGAGGAAUACGAAGAGGCGCUAGAGAGGGGGCUGCCUAACCCGGUGCUCUACCUAGCGGAGAAAUUCACCCCGGCCAGUCCCUGUGGCUUGUACCGCCAGUAUCGACUGGCGGGACAUUAUGCUUCGGCUACACUCUGGGUAGCAUUUUGCUUCUGGCUGCUUUCCAACGCGCUUCUCUCCAUGCCGGUCCCACUUUAUGGAGGACUCUCUCUGCUGUUCGCUGGCGCCUUCGUUUUUUUUGCUAUCUUCUCCUUCGUUUCCAUCUCCAGUGUGCCCCUAUGCCCGAUCCACCUAGGCUCGAAACUUCUCACCACCCACUAUGGGGUAGCCUUCUGGAUCACGCUGGCCACAGGUAUCUUAUGCCUCCUCCUAGGAGGGAUGGUGGUGUGUCUACACUACACAAAGCCCAGCGCCCUAAGAACUUUCUUGGACCUGAGCGAUGACCACGUAGUCCAAGCGAAGAGCUUGACACCCCAUUUCUACAGCAAUCCCCUUCACCAGUCCCAGAAAUGCAAAGAGGGGAAACCAGACAUACAACUCGUGGUUUGCAUUUAGCGGGCCUUCACGCUCCGGACUUUUGUUCUCACACCCAGA
Gracilinanus agilis (Agile Gracile Mouse Opossum) is the source of this 1011-nucleotide messenger RNA. RefSeq names its product dual oxidase maturation factor 2 (gene DUOXA2). The transcript is spliced from 6 exons. Gene Ontology annotation, biological process: protein transport. The record is from RefSeq and is a predicted model, not a curated record. NCBI's taxonomy places the organism in Eukaryota, Metazoa, Chordata, Mammalia, Didelphimorphia, Didelphidae. Bases 1 to 972 code for a protein of 323 amino acids. Gene Ontology annotation, cellular component: endoplasmic reticulum membrane.